UCGUGGUUUCAUGUACAAUUUCUUUCGAUUCCACUCCACCAAAGAAAAGUUAUUACAUGAGCGAAAUCAAAAGUUUUGGAGAAAAUGAGACGAUAGAAAGACACAUUAUUCAACCGCCAAUUCCUAAAGCGUUAAAAAAGUAUUGGAACAACCGAUACAAUUUGUUUUCACGAUUCGAUGAAGGAAUUUGGUUGGACUACCAAUCCUGGUAUAGUGUUACGCCAGAACGAGUUGCGUAUAACAUUGCUCAAUCUAUAUAUGAAUCUCAUCAACCUGAAUUGAUUAUUGAUGCUUUUUCUGGUUGUGGAGGAAAUACAAUCCAGUUCGCCAAGUUCUGUCCAGUUAUUUCAAUUGAGCUUGACCCAAUAAAAAUUGCUAUGGCCAAGCACAAUUUAAGUGUAUAUGAAAUCCCUGCGUCUAGAGUCACAUUCAUACAAGGAGAUGUAUUAGAAGUAUUAAGGUCCAUUGACUUUGCUUCUCAAUUUAGAACAAUAAUUUUCAUGAGUCCACCAUGGGGAGGUCCUAGUUAUUCAGGCAAAUCUACAUAUUCUUUAAAUGACUUAAUUCCUUACACAUUUGACAUUUUGUAUAAAGAGGCUGUUCGUAUUACACCCUACAUUGCCGCUUUUCUUCCCAAGAACACUGAUAUUGAUGAAUUGGCUCAAUAUAGCACCGAUAAAAAUCGCAUUGUGAUUACAAAUUUCCUUUAUCAAGGCUAUUCUAAGGCUAUCUGUUGCUACUUCAGCAUGAAAAGUGUCUUGACUUCUAAUGCUCUUCAACAAGUCUAAAUCUAGAAGCUACACCAUACUAUAUGAGCUUACACAAAACCAUCAAUUGUCCGUUCCUGAUUCGGUAUCAUCCCAAAAAUUAAUUCAUUAACUAAAAAUAGCGAUUAAGUUUUAACAUGUCAUAGGACACUUUUCGUAAAUGCAAAUAAUAAAAAUUACCUCGACAUUAGUUUCUAUCAAGCAUGGUAGCCAAUCCACCUUCAGGUCUUCCAAACAGUGGACAUAUCUUGUUGGUCUUCAUAUGACCGACUUGACCGCAGUUGCUGCAUUUACGAGUAGUAGGCUUUUUGCCUUCUCCAUUAAUGGUGAUACCUUCCUUAGCAGCAUGACGAGCUCUUCUACGUUCCCAAUUCUUUUGACUUUUUGCGAGUUCUUGUUCCAAUCUUUUACGAUUGCGUCUAUCAAUCGCUUCGUCUCCUGUAGGAACAACGGCAUCUAAAGCAGUAGAUUGUUCAUCAAUUUCUCUCCGCUUUUUCAAGUAUGCAUGGAUAACAAUAGGAUCGUGAACAACCUCUUGUUUUCGAUCCCAAUUUCCAUUGCGAUCCUGGUAUACUCGAACUAUUCGAAGAACCUUAUCUGUUGAAGGAGUUGCUUCCCUUGGAGUUUCCUCCGUUUCAAGAUAAUCUUCAUAUUUGUUUCUUAUUUUAUACUUCCUUGCCAAUUCAUCAGUGCUUGAAAUAGCAAGGCCACGCUUUUGAGCGUUCCAAAUCCUGUUGAUUUCUUCUUCGUAGGCCUGCUGUUGCUUGGCAACAUUGUAGGCGUGCGCGUUCUUCGUCUGUGGCUCAGGUCUAUCAUCCGAUUCACCAGCAGGUUUGAAACCACCUUUCAUACUAGUACGGAUAAAGCUGUAGCCUUCGCCAAUGCCAGUCGGAUCUCCCUCACCGAAAAGGGUAAGCAUGGCUUUUCCUUGUGUAGCAUUAAUGAAAUUUCUAGUCGUUAUCCAUGGUGCUAAUAGUUGCUCUGCAGGCUGUUCUUCUUCAUCGUCAUCAUUUAUCUCGUCAAUUGUUUUACCAUAUCCAGCAUCCUCUAAUUGCUGAACACCAACUUGCAUGCUCUCUAAAAGACAUACAGUUUCAGGCGAAACCAUUGACCUCGUACCAGCCUCAUCAGGAACAACCUCAUUCGAUUUCAACUUCCAAUAACCAGGUCCAUCUCCCUUCUUCUUAUAUUCCAUGAACUCUUUAAGUCUUUGACGAAUUUGCAUCUCAUUCUGAUCCGAAAAAUGCUGCGAGAGCUGUCUAAUAAAAAGACCCCCGGUUGGCGAUCGCCUGAUUAAUCUAAACACAAGCAUUUUCAAACGGUUCUUGCUUGCAGUAGUCACUUUUCGAGAAUGUGGACCAGGAACAUCAGUAACAGGAAAAGUUUGUCCACUCACGAAGAUAUGAUUUAUGUUUUUCAAAUAGUACUUCGAGCCAUAACUGCUAGAAUUUCGAAUUAAAAUGAAAUCGGUUGGAGGAAGUUCAUGCUUGAACAAAGGAGCACGAAUCAUCUUAUUAUAUAGUGUAGGGGUUAUUUCUCCUGGUUCUACAGAACCAAAAUUCCAAAAAGGACUUCUGUCCUGAACGUCUAGAACAUGACUUUCACCAACUUCUAACUUGGGCCGCGAUUCGUCCUGUUCGUUCUUUUUUCGAUAAUAAUUCACAAUCCUACUAGCCAUUCCAACAUUCGAAAGGACAGGAGGAUGUUCUUCAGAGAAUUCUACCAAAAUAGCAUGCGUGGUAUCACCCAUAGUCAUGUCUUUCGUAUUUGGAAUAAGACCUCUUUCCGAUUUAUGUUUAUCCUUGCUUUUCUUGCGGACAUUCAAAGGAGAGAAUACAAUAGCAGCAUUUGGCUUAAAAGACAUAGUUGGCCUAUGAAAGCUUCGCACAGCUCUUUUACUUAGCCUAGUCUUAUAGUAUGGGAAUGUCAGCUUCUCAGCGAACGCGGCAUGCUCAAUAGCAAGCUGAGACAAGGUAUUUCUAACCUUAGAUUGAUGAUUUUGCUUGAGCAUUUCAUAAGCGCUAUCGUUAGAUAAGUUGUAUUUCCAAGAAAAGGAAUUGCGUAAAUGUAAGUCGUGAUAUGAGCGAUGCUGUUCAUCCCGCUUUUGAGGCUGCAAAAGUAACUUGGGAUCAUUCAAGUUAAGAACUACCUUCGACCCUCCUGUUUCACCUUCGAAAAUAUUAUCAUCGAUGUUCAAAUCGAAAUCAGCCAAUGAUUUAUCUAUGGAAAAGGAAGGGCGAUCUAAGUUUGAUAAAUCCUUCUCAUCGUAAAUAAUACCUUUCUCCCAAUCAUUGGUCGUAAAUAUGGUGUUCAAAUCAAGUCCAUCGUUUCUCUUUCUGUUAGCAGCUCUUUCCAUGAAUGUCAAGACAUACCUGAGUAAGUCCACCAGUUUUUCGCCUUUUCGUGGAUUGAGUUGAUAUAACAGGAACGAUAUCACGUUUUAUGGGAACAGGCUUCUUAGAAUUAAAAAUGGCAGAAUAAUCCGGUUCAAUUUCAAGAGUUAAUCUGGACGGUACACAAACUUAAACAUUAGCUUCUUUGGAAAAAAAAUGAACAUACCUUUCGGAGUUUUCUUUUUAGGAGGGGCCAACUUCACAUGCUUAGGGCGGAAUAAUUCAGAAAAGUUUAACAGUACUCCACGUUGAAAGGAAGGGAAAUAAGUUUUGACAAUGUUCUCACGGAUCUGAUCUUCAUUUUGUGUUUCAGCUGCAGUAGGAAUAGCAGGAGCGGAAGGCGUUUCAUUCAUAUCUACCAGACCUGCUGGUACAGAAAAACCAACACCACUGAGAACUUGACCCGCGGCUGCUUCACCCAUUUCCUUAGCUAAUAAACUCCUAAAAUCUUCAUCUUCGUCUUUGCCGGUAUAGUUUACGGCUUGUUCUUCCUCAGGCAAAUUGUCAUCUGAGACAUCAUCUUCUAAAUCAUCACCAUCGUCGAUAGCUUUGCCAAAACCGAAAUCAUCUUCAUAGCUUAAACCAUCUUGACCAUUGUCAUUUUUUAACUCGGUUGGUUCGGACUCUUUAAUCGGUUCAGACUCUAGGUUUUUCGUCUGUUCCUCUAAAUCCAUUGGAAUCAUAUCUCCUAAAAAAGAAUCUAGCAUUCCCAUCCCAGAAUCAUUCUGUUUCAGCGAAAAAUCCUACUAUUGUAAGCAUACUUCGUAGUUGAUAUAAAACAACUUACAUUUUCGGAAUCUAGUAAUGAAUCUUUCGACCCAAUUUCACCUUCUAAGCCAUUAAAGGACAUACUAAUUCAAUUUCUGAAUUUUAAAUAGCCUUUAACAAGGAGGAUACACUAAAAUACAA
This is a messenger RNA of Schizosaccharomyces octosporus yFS286, 4069 nucleotides long. RefSeq names its product RNA methyltransferase Tgs1. Gene Ontology annotation, biological process: 7-methylguanosine cap hypermethylation; 7-methylguanosine RNA capping. Gene Ontology annotation, molecular function: RNA cap trimethylguanosine synthase activity. The record is from RefSeq and is a predicted model, not a curated record. Gene Ontology annotation, cellular component: nucleus. The coding region runs from base 57 to 788 and encodes 243 amino acids. NCBI's taxonomy places the organism in Eukaryota, Fungi, Ascomycota, Schizosaccharomycetes, Schizosaccharomycetales, Schizosaccharomycetaceae. The transcript has 4 exons.